Messenger RNA from Paramecium tetraurelia, 594 nucleotides. RefSeq lists its product as uncharacterized. The transcript is spliced from 3 exons. The record is from RefSeq and is a predicted model, not a curated record. NCBI's taxonomy places the organism in Eukaryota, Ciliophora, Oligohymenophorea, Peniculida, Parameciidae.
AUGACCAAAGCACAAAUUAAUUUCUGUGUAAAGGAUGCAUUUAUAAAAAAUAUAGUUUAGAAUCAACAAAUUAAGCAUUCUUUGAAAACUAGCUUUAGGACGCUGUUUAUUAUUAUAAAAAGUAGAGCAACUAUUUCAAAAUGUUCAGCUACUUGCUAUCAGUUACAAACGCGCAUGCUCAAUAUGCAGUAUUUGAAAUUUAGACAGAAACAGCAUCACAAUCAUAAACUCAAAAAUUUAGAAUCAACAGCUGUGCUGCUUCAAGAUAUUCCAAAGUUUAGCACAUUGCGUUUGCCGACUUAACUUUUUAGGAGUAAAGGAUUCUCUACAUUUAAAGGAGCCCAACCUUUAUGUAGUUGUGACUGCUCUUAAUUUAGUAAACCAAUCAAUUUUGUAUUGAAUUGGUUAGUAAUAGUUGAGGAAUAAAAAACAAUUUAGGAAAAAAAGGAAGCUAUUUAUCAUAAUCAAUGUGUAUGUCACAUUGAUUAUGGAUUUACAUAUCAUGGACAUGAAGAAUAUUAGAAAUGGCUCAAUCAAAGAUAGUUUGAAAAUCAAAUUCUUAAGCAAAUGAGAUCCAUAUAAAUAAUUUAGUGA